UACCACCAGUAGCCCUAAUUAUCUCUCGCAUUCGAUAAAGAAAUUUGCGUCCUUCACGAAGCUUCAUAUUUGCUCCUUCUCCCUCAAAUUCAAUUUUUUCCUAUCUAACACUUCUUUAGUCACCAGUAUAUUAUUGUCGUGUCUGGUCUGGAGCCCUAAUUUAUCCAUCGCUUUCCAGAAUCGCCGUCCAUCAGAGCUAAAUACCGUGUUCUUCCUGUAAUUGGGUCGUUUUCGUUCCAAUCUUGGAGAGUUCCAGCUGAAAUUGGGGAAUUUCGUUUUCUGGGUUUUAUUAAAAAAAAUUGGUUUUUUAGCUCCUGUUAUCUGAAUCGGGGUUGUUUGAUUGAGAGUGAAGAAAAGAUGGUUGGUGGUGGAAACAGGAGAGACGAAGGAUCGAUGCCGAUUCAGAACACCAACUUGUUUGCCGCUCUGGAUACAAGGAAGAAGAAGAAGUCAGAUAAGACCAAAGGUUCCUCAAAGUCGUCAUCUGGGCAAGAUCCGAAAAAGGAGCCUGAGCCACAGGUCUUCUGGGCACCUACGCCUCUCAAAGCAAAGGCUUGGGCGGAUAUCGACAGCGACGACGAAGAUGAUGACUACUACGCAACCACUGCUCCGCCUCCUGCUGUCUGGACUACUUCUGAAGCAAAAGAGAUUGAGGAAAGUGAAAGUGAAGAAGAUAUUCUUGAUGAAGGCGAUGAUGAUGAUUUGGAGGACGAGCAUGAACAGGAAACAGAGACACAAGUAAGUGCAGAAGCAGAGUCUGAGGUGAAAAAGGCUCCUGAAAUACCUGCACCACCCAAGGAGGCAGAGAGGCAGCUUUCCAAGAAAGAGAGGAAGCAGAAGGAACUUGCUGAACUUGAGGCUUUGUUAGCAGAUUUUGGCGUUGCACCCAAGGAUAAUAAUGGUCAAGAGAACUCUCAAGAUAAGCAGGAAAAGAAACAAGUCAAUGGAGAGGGAGAGAAGAAGGAGAACACAACCGGAGAAUCCAAGGCCUCAAAGAAGAAGAAAAAGAAGGAUAAACAGAAGGAGGUGAAAGAAUCUCAGGAUGAGGUAAAGAGCAACUCAGAUGCUGCAGGUGAGUCCGCUGAGCAGGAGGAAGCUUCUUCUUCCAUGGAUGUCAAAGAACGCCUAAAGAAGAUUGCAUCGAUGAAGAAGAAGAAAUCAAGCAAAGAGAUGGAUGCUGCUGCCAAAGUUGUUGCGCAAGAAGCAGCUACGAGGCGGGCCAAGCUGGCCGCCGCGAAAAAGAAGAAAGAGAAGAAUCACUACAAUCAGCAGCCAGUGAGGUGAAACCAAUCACCCACCCGUUUUGAUAUGAAACCACUAAGAGAUAUAGUGGUUCAUAGGACACACCCCAUAAAACUGAAUUUUCUUUGUAAUGUUAUUGGAUUUUUUUACUAUGACCCUAGUUAAAAUUUUCUUUUUACUCUAUAA
Eutrema salsugineum is the source of this 1428-nucleotide messenger RNA. Its product is annotated as stress response protein nst1. The record is from RefSeq and is a predicted model, not a curated record. Lineage: Eukaryota; Viridiplantae; Streptophyta; Magnoliopsida; Brassicales; Brassicaceae. The transcript is spliced from 4 exons. Bases 358 to 1284 code for a protein of 308 amino acids.